AUGGAGCAGGCAAACGAUGUGAUCGUUGCAGACGACAAAACCAAAUAUGGGGAUGGUGGUAGCGUUAGCAUUGCCGAAAGGAGGGCAGCCAAGUGUGGAUUCAAUGCCGAGAGGAUCAAUACGCCACGUAUCAGGAGGACCGCCGUCAGCCCUUUGACGUCGCCGGCGCCGGGGGACAGGUCACCUGGCCACCUCACUAUUCCACCCGGCAUCAGCCCCACCGCUUUGCUAGACUCCCCCAUGAUGCUCCCCAAUUCUCAGGCACUGCCAUCUCCUACUACCGGAACUUUUCCAAAGUUUCCUCCUAAUGAUGACAGUUCAAUGCUGAAAUCUGCAACUAAUCAAGAUUUCCGAAGGGGGAGUGGUUUUAAUUUACCCUGCAUGCUCAAGGAUCAAGGAGAUCAGAAGUAUCUGCCAGGUUAUUCUGGUUUUGAAAAUCAGGGGUCAAAUGUUGACUAUGAAGGUCUUGUCUUGGAGCAACAGCCAUUGAAUUUUGAGUUCCCUAUGGACAUUCAUGAAGAAUUGAAUGCAAAGAACUAUGAUAUUGAUCCAUCAGAUGAUGUUAAUAAUUUAAGUAUUGUCGUAAUGGAUGAUAACUGUGCUGACUUGCAAAUGCCUCAUACCAGCAUAGCUAGUGAUCACAAUUCUCUUCCCAAAGAAAUUAUUCAUGGGGAGGAUGUUGAAACCCAUCAAAUUUUGGAAGGAGACCAUAAAGGGUAUCCAUCUCUGGGGAUGGCAAGGAAUUCAGAGGAUGGAUAUAAUUGGAGGAAGUAUGGGCAGAAACAGGUUAAAGGUAGUGAAUAUCCGAGGAGCUACUAUAAGUGUACUCAUCCAAAUUGUCCGGUGAAGAAAAAGGUGGAACGAUCCUUUGAUGGUCAAAUAACAGAAAUCAUUUACAAAGGAGCUCCUCAUAACCAUGCACAACCUCAGCCCAAUCGACGUGCUGCAGCACCAAUUGGAUCAGCAUUUUCAUAUGAUGAGAUGUCAGAAAUGGCUGAGGGCAAUAGAACCUCUGCGAAAGUUGACCGUGACUCAGUUUGGGCAAAAAUUCAGUCCGGUGAGGAGAUUAGGAGUGGUUAUGACGGGAGAGGUGAUGGUCUGGAAAGGACAUCCUCAGCAUCCAUUGUGACUGAGCAGUCUGACCCUUUAUCGGCCACGCAAGGAAAAUCCCUAGGUGUCUUUGAAUCUGCAGACACUCCGGAGUUUUCAUCCGGACUUGCUAGUGUUGAUGAAGAUGACCAGGCUGCCCAACGGAGCAUAUCACUUGGAGAUGAUGCAGAUAAUGAAGAAUCUGAAUCAAAAAGAAGGAAGAAAGAUAGCUGCAUGAUUGAGACAAGUAUAGCUUCUAGGGCUGUCCGGGAACCAAGAGUCGUGGUCCAGAUUGAAAGUGAGAUAGACAUACUUGAUGAUGGCUAUCGUUGGCGAAAGUAUGGACAAAAGGUUGUCAAGGGGAAUCCAAACCCCAGGAGCUACUACAAAUGUACAAGUGCGGGAUGCUUAGUAAGGAAGCAUGUUGAAAGGGCCUCCCAUGAUAUAAAAUUUGUUAUUACUACAUAUGAAGGCAAGCAUAACCAUGUGGUGCCUGCAGCCAGAAACAGUAAUCAUAUAAACUCAAGUGGUGCUAAUGGACAUCCAGCUGCUGCCAUUGCUCAGCCAGCACUGGCAUUAUCCAGAAAUGCCAACAUUCCAAAGCCUGAGACGCAAGUACAAGAUCUUGCACCUCAUUUUGAUAGAAAACCAGAAUUUCCUGACGAGUAUCUGCGCUCUACUUAUCUCGGGAAUUUCAACAAUGACUUCAAAUUUGGAACUUCUUCCAUUUACCAAAUGAAGUUCCGACCUCUUCAAAAUGCAAUGCCAUAUGGCUCAUAUGGUCUAAAUGGUAGUCAUCACAAUUUGACUCACCAUGCUAGUUCUGUUGUGCCAGACUUCCCCAUGUCGCUGCCUUUGAAUCUUCCCCCAUCCAGCAGUCUUGGUCUCGCAGGUUAUGAUUUCAAUAAUGGAAAGUCAGUCUGUUCGAUGCAGCCUUAUUUCUCAGGACAGCAGCUGCAGGAGAAUGAUUUAAGGUUCGUGAAGCCAAAACAAGAAGAAAAAGAUGAGAGCCUCUAUGAUGCCUGCCUGCCUAUGAUUGAUCAGGGAAAUGCAGCAUUGUCACCAACCUCAGCCUUACUCUAUCAAAGAAUCAUGGGAGGCUAUCCAUCAUAAACUCUUAGGUUGUUUUUCAGAAUUAGUUCACCAACUGAGGCAGACUCUGCUAGCCCUAGCUAGCGCUCAA
Molecule: messenger RNA, 2272 nt
Organism: Argentina anserina (silverweed cinquefoil)
Lineage: Eukaryota; Viridiplantae; Streptophyta; Magnoliopsida; Rosales; Rosaceae
Product: WRKY transcription factor SUSIBA2-like
Exons: 5
Coding region: 1-2202 (733 amino acids)
Biological process (GO): regulation of DNA-templated transcription
Molecular function (GO): DNA-binding transcription factor activity; sequence-specific DNA binding
Source: RefSeq, a predicted model, not a curated record